This is a messenger RNA of Drechmeria coniospora, 1083 nucleotides long. RefSeq names its product HGH1 protein. NCBI's taxonomy places the organism in Eukaryota, Fungi, Ascomycota, Sordariomycetes, Hypocreales, Ophiocordycipitaceae. The coding region runs from base 1 to 1083 and encodes 360 amino acids. The record is from RefSeq and is a predicted model, not a curated record. The transcript is spliced from 4 exons.
AUGCCGACGGAACUCGAAGAGCUCGUCGGCUUCAUCGCCCACCCAAACGCUCAGAUUCGGCUCGCGGCAGCCGAGCAUUUGGUGCCUUAUGCAGAAACGCAACCGGCCAUCUUCAAGACCGAGGGACUGAAACCGAUCAAGAACCUCAAGUUCCUCAUCAAGGACCACCCUAAAAUAGCAGAGCAUGUCCUCACACUCCUGAUAAAUUUGUCCGGUGAUCCGGAGGUAUUGGAAGAACUGGCCAAGGACGAGAAGUUUCUCGACGUGCUGCUCUCGUACAUUAUUAAAGCCGACGAGCCCAAUGCCAAUCUUCAGGCCAUGCUCCUCGCCAACAUAUCCAAAUCAGACGCCUUUCAAUCUGUCAUCGACCGCCGGCAACCAGCUCCGGAAGGUCUUGGCUCCGACGAUAUGGUUCUCAACCAGCUCAUGGACCUCUUCGUCAAGGGCCAGGAUGGCACGUACAACGAAAAGGCCGACUUUGACUACCUCGCCUACGUCUUUGCCGAUCUGUCCAAGCACGCAGAGAUCCGCCAGCACUUCUCUACGGCGCAGGGCUACGAUGGAGUGAUUCCGUUGUCCAAGAUCCUGGUCUUUACCGACCACAAGUCUCACGUGCGGCGAAAGGGGGUCGCGAGCACCAUCAAAAAUGUGGCGUUUGACAUCGGAAAACAUGGCGAGUUCCUUUCGUCAACAGGCGUGAACCUACUUCCGUAUGUGCUGCUACCCAUCACCGGUAGCGAGGAGUACGAUGUGGAGGAGACGAUGUCCAUGCUCCCGGAGCUGCAGUUCCUCCCACCAGAUAAGCAACGCGAUUCGGACGUCAGCAUCGUUCAAACGCAUGUCGAGACCCUAACUAUCCUGACGACGACUCGUGAGGGCCGUGAUCUGAUGCGCGAGAUCAAGGUGUACCCCAUCAUUCGAGAGACGCACCUGCGAGUCAGAGACGAGGGCGUCCAGGAGGCCUGCGACAGGCUGGUACAGGUUCUGAUGCGAGAUGAGGAAGGUGAGGGGCAAGAUAUUGACAUCAAUGAGCGAGUGAAAGAAAUUGAAGCCGACGAGGAGGAUGAGAUUGUUGAAAUGUAA